Molecule: messenger RNA, 1299 nt
Organism: Saccostrea echinata
Lineage: Eukaryota; Metazoa; Mollusca; Bivalvia; Ostreida; Ostreidae
Product: WW domain-binding protein 4-like
Exons: 9
Coding region: 44-949 (301 amino acids)
Biological process (GO): mRNA splicing, via spliceosome
Cellular component (GO): precatalytic spliceosome; nucleus
Molecular function (GO): RNA binding; zinc ion binding; protein binding
Source: RefSeq, a predicted model, not a curated record
GCACACUUACAUUGUAAACUUCCUGUGUCAACGAAGCUAAGUAAUGUCAGAAUACUGGAAAUCACAGCCAAGAAAAUUUUGUGAAUACUGUAAAUGUUGGAUAACAGACAAUAAGCCAAGCGUUGACUUUCAUGAAAAAGGGAAGAAGCACCAAGAAAAUGUUAAAAGAAAAAUUGAUGAAGUCAGAAAGAAGGGUAUUACAGAUGCCAAGAAAAAAGAAGAGCUGGAGGAUGAUAUCCAAAAGAUGGAGAAGGCUGCACUGGAAGCAUUUAAAAAAGAUCUUGCCAGUGACCCAGAACUCGCUGCUAAGUACGGAGUGAGGGUCAGAUCAGAAGCAGAAAAAGAAGCUGAUAGAAAAAAGAAAGUGAAAGAGGAAAAUAUUGCCAAACAGAAAGCACUGGAAGAAGUGGAAAAGAAACUUUUGGAAGCUGAGAAGAAGAAGAAAGAAGGUGAAUGGUACGAGGCAAAGUCAGUGGAGGGUUACACAUAUUACUGGAAUACAGUCACUCAUGAGUCUAAAUGGGUCGCCCCAGAAGUCUUUGUGUCCUUAGAGGAACAGGAAGUCAGAAAGAAGAAAGAGGAAGAAGAAGCUGAAAAGCAGGCUAGAGUUCAAGCUGAACUUGAUUCUCUACCUGACCAGGUAGAGGUAGGACCACUCCGUCACGGGGCUACUUCAACAUCUGCUUAUGGCCAGUGGUCCACAGUUAAAGAACUUCCAAACCUUGAACUUCCUGAAGAACCCACGGAACCAUUGGAGCCCCUUCCUGUUGAAGACAUUCCCCUUCCCGAGCCCCCUAAAGAGAAAACAGUAAAACAAGAGGGAGGAAGGUUUAAAGAAAAGAGAGUUAAAAGUUUAGCAAAGGACAAUGAGACAACAAAAGUGACAUUCAAAAAACGAAAGGUAACAUCUGGUGCUCGCAAUACAAGACAGAGGGAUGAAGAAGACUGAACACACCUUAACAUCUAUAGGAAUGAAAACUGAACACAACUUAACAUCUAUAGUUCCGACUACAGAGGAAUGAAAACUGAAUACACCUCAACAUCUGUAGUCCUGAUUACAGAACACAAGUCAAAAUAUUAGUGCUCCAGAUUGGUGAUGUUAAAUAUAGGAAACCAAAGAGAACAGAAUAUUCAGUUUCCUUAAUUAUUAUGCUCUUUAGGAACUUAGUGUGGUCCUCCUCACUAGUAGGACACUGUACAACUAGGGAAGUUAAUGAAAGAUGAACUGGAAUAUGACAAUUAUAUAUACAUGUAUAACUACAUCUACUGUUACUUUCAUUACAGUACAUUCAUUUUAAA